GCCGAUUAUAAAAGUAAGAAGACGCCGCGCGCCGGUGAAGUUAUGUCAGCGUUGAUCAGCUGCUAAGAAACACCAGGAUGGAGUCGUGGAAUAGAAAAGGUCGCCCACCAAAUCCUAGGGCAAAAGCUAAUCCACUGUCUGUAUUAACAUUUGUAUGGACUCUACCUAUGUUUUGGAGUGGUUUGAAGAAAGAAAUAGAAGAACAAGAUCUCUAUGAAACAUUGGAAGAACACUCUUCAGCUCCGCUAGGUGAUAAAUUCGCUCGUUUAUGGGAGGAGGAAGUUGCGCAGGCGAAAGGGAAACGAACUCCGAGCCUACUCCGAGUCAUAAUCAAAGCUUAUGCAGCCAAAUGCAUGCUCUACGGAUUCUUCUGUUUCUUGAUGGAGUGCGGAAUAAGGACCCAGCAGCCCAGAAUGUUAGGGCACUUCAUCACAUACAUCGCACAGCGCAAGAAAACCGUGGACGUGCUCAGAGAAAACGACUUAAACAUCGUGUCCCGUCGCUAUAGUAACAAGACACAUAGAGUAGCGCAACCUCUAUUCCUGGGGCGCCUGGUGGACUACUUCAACCCGCAGCAAGCUGCCGAGGUGGUGAACCAAGAAGAUGCGUAUCUUUACGCGAUGGCCGUAGUCCUCUGUUCAGCAGCUAAUGUAUUUGUCAUACAUCCGUACAUGAUGGCCACGUUGCAUAUGGGGAUGAAGUUCCGUGUUGCUUGUUGCUCUCUUAUUUAUAGAAAGUCGCUGCGACUGUCCCAAGCGGCCCUAGGCGAAACAACGGCAGGCCAGCUCGUGAACAUGCUCUCCAAUGAUGUAAACCGAUUCGACGUAGCAGUUAUUUUCCUGCACUACUUAUGGAUCGGACCGCUGGCCACGCUUAUCAUCACCUACUUCAUGUGGCAAGAGAUCAGCUGGGCGGCGGUCGUUGGUGUCUCGUUCAUGCUCGCCUUCGUACCGCUUCAAGCAUACUUGGGCAAGCGCACGUCAGUGCUGCGGUUGAAAACCGCCAUAAGGACGGACGAGCGCGUACGACUUAUGAACGAAAUCAUUUCGGGCAUACAGGUCAUCAAGAUGUACACCUGGGAAAAACCUUUUGCGGAUCUCGUCGCUAAGGCACGAAAGAAGGAGAUUAACAAAAUCCGAUCAACAUCAUACAUACGCGGCGUGUUAACGUCGUACAUAAUGUUCACUACACGUAUCUGCCUGUUCGCAUCGAUACUGGCGUACGUCCUUGUUCACAACGUGAUCACGGCCAAGCAAGUGUUCGUCGUCACCAGUUUCUACAACAUUCUCAGACAGACUAUGACGGUUUUCUUUCCACAAGGUAUCGCUCUAGUAGCGGAAGCCACGAUAUCGUUAAAACGUAUACAAAACUUUAUGCUCUACGAAGACACGUCGAAACCAGUGCCGGGUUUAGCGGAAAUACAAACAGCCGCCAAAGAACAAGGCGUGGAAAUAGAAGUAGAAAGGGAAAUAGAGAAAGAUAUUAGUAAAGAGUUAGUAGUAGCCACCGACGGGGAGCCAAAGGAUGUGCCGGAGUUGCAAGAAUCUAAAAAGGAAAACGGGAAAAGAAAUGUUACAGAAUUGACAGCGGCUCCUCUAGAAUCAGGAGAAUCUGAUGAUGAGGAACUAGCAGCGCGUGUUGAAGAAGACGCUCGAGGGGUACGACUGAAGCACGCCACGGCCAAGUGGGUGCCUGCUCACCCGGAGAACACGCUCAGCGAUCUCUCGCUUACGAUUAAACCUGGGAAGUUAAUAGCAGUAAUCGGACCAGUGGGCGCGGGCAAAUCGUCGUUACUACACGUGUUGUUACGGGAGUUGCCUUUGCAGUCGGGAAGCGUUCAUGUCGGCGGUGAUGUUUCCUAUGCCAGUCAGGAACCUUGGCUCUUUGCUGGCAGCGUCAGACAGAACAUCCUCUUCGGACAGACGAUGGACCGUCCGCGCUACAACGCGGUAGUGCGCCGCUGUGCUCUCGACCGCGACUUUUCCCUGUUCCCGCACGGCGACAAGACUAUCGUCGGGGAACGUGGCGUUAGUCUCAGUGGAGGAGAUGCAAGUUACCCGGUAAGAACUCAACCCACUUAUCUCAAUAAUCCAUCCUUUUUCCAGAUCGGCCUCUCCUUAAUCGGUAUUCUCGUAGUAGUAGCGGUAGUCAACUAUUGGCUACUGAUCCCUACGAUGGUGGUCGGGCUGGUGUUCUACGGGCUGAGGAUGUUCUACCUAGCAUCUUCAAGGAGUAUCAAGCGCCUCGAGGGUGUGACUCGUAGUCCCGUGUUUUCUCACUUGAACGCGUCACUACAGGGAAUUAUCACGAUUCGUGCUUUCGGCGCGCAAGAGGCUCUUAUCAGAGAAUUUGAUAAUCACCAAGAUCUCCAUAGUUCAGCGUGGUUCCUGUUCAUCGCGAGUUCACGUGCUUUUGGGUUCUGGCUGGACCUACUCUGCGUCUUUUACAUCGCCAUAGUUACGCUCAGUUUUCUCGUCCUCAAACAAGAAGAAUACGGUGGUAACGUCGGGCUGGCUAUAACGCAGGCGAUCGGGCUCACAGGCAUGAUCCAGUGGGGUAUGCGCCAGUGGGCCGAGCUCGAAAACCAGAUGACCAGUGUAGAAAGGAUAGGAGAAUACUCAAAGAUCGAUUCGGAACCGCCGUUGGAAUCCGAGCCAAGUAAAAAGCCACCCCCGACGUGGCCAGAGCAUGGCUAUAUCCAGUUCAAGAACGUGUCUCUAUAUUACACGCCGGGUGAGCCCGCCGUACUUAAGGAUCUCAGCUUCGUAAUUCAGCCCAAGGAGAAAGUAGGAAUCGUCGGACGAACUGGCGCUGGCAAAUCGUCACUUAUUAAUGCGUUAUUCAGAUUAACAUAUAUAGAAGGCGAGAUAAUUAUCGACGGAAUCGAAACAUCAACCCUUGGCCUUCAUGAACUGCGUAGUCAGGUCUCCAUAAUACCACAAGAGCCUGUGCUUUUCUCAGGCACUAUGCGGUAUAACCUCGACCCAUUUGACGAGUACCCUGAUCAAGUACUUUGGCGCGCCUUGGAAGAGGUGGAGCUAAAAGACGCAGUAGCAGAACUUCCAGCUGGUCUCAGUUCUCGCAUGUCCGAAGGCGGCAGCAACUUCAGCGUGGGUCAGCGACAGCUGGUUUGUUUAGCGCGCGCCAUCAUUCGCCGCAACCGGCUGCUCGUGCUUGACGAGGCCACAGCUAAUGUGGACCCGCACACGGAUACUUUGAUUCAAAAGGCGAUAAGAAACAAAUUCGUCGACUGCACAGUGCUAACGAUUGCUCAUCGUCUACACACUGUUAUGGAUUCAGAUAAGGUGCUAGUAAUGGACGCCGGGCGUAUGGUAGAGCUGGACCACCCGCACAUCUUGCUGCAGAAGAGCGACGGCGUGCUGCGCAGCAUGGUCGACCAGACCGGGAGGCAGAUGGCCGAGACGCUCCAUAACAUUGCCCGACAGGCGUAUGAACAGAAAUACCCGCCGCAAUCGUCGGCUGUGGCGCAAUCCAAUUGAAGCUCACGGCUUUUAGGCUAUGUAAUUUAUUCACAAGUAUCUCUCAAGUACGUAAUUUACGUGUAGGAAUCAAAUAAGUACGAGCAUGUGCGCGAGCACAUGUUUCCUGUCUUAUUUAUAAUAAUCGAAUUAUCGUUAAGAAUAUUUUAUAUUCAUAACUUUUAUAUAAAACAUCACAAACGACAAGUGUGAUUUUUACAUUCAGAUGUUCCAGAAUCCAUACCAAAUUGUCUCUGUGAGAAAUAUUUUAGGUAAAUGAAUUUUCUCUUAUUUGUACCGUGUUUUGUCUAUUUAUAUCGAAUAAUAAGAAUCAAAUAGUGUUGUAUGUAAACUAUAUACAUAGUUGCAACUGUCCAGAAUUACACCGAGCUUUAAAGUGUUAGGCGAUAAGUUUUCGGUGCUAAUGUUUCGUACUUAAUUUUUAAGUAAAUUAUACAAAUGUUAAUAGCCUUUCCAAGUUUAUAUGAGGGAAAUCAAAAGAUUGAAAAUCCUGGAACUGUGGUGUAUAGUGUACUUAGUGAAAAAAAAAACUUAAGAAUCUAAAUUCUCGUGGCAACUAAUUUAGUUAUUCGUUUUAAUAGUGAAUCGUUUUUAUAAUGGAUAUUGUGAAAAUCAUGA
Messenger RNA from Hyposmocoma kahamanoa, 4118 nucleotides. Its product is annotated as probable multidrug resistance-associated protein lethal(2)03659. Gene Ontology annotation, molecular function: ATP hydrolysis activity; ABC-type transporter activity; ATP binding. The coding region runs from base 78 to 3500 and encodes 1140 amino acids. The record is from RefSeq and is a predicted model, not a curated record. Lineage: Eukaryota; Metazoa; Arthropoda; Insecta; Lepidoptera; Cosmopterigidae. Gene Ontology annotation, cellular component: membrane. The transcript has 23 exons. Gene Ontology annotation, biological process: transmembrane transport.